AAACCCCAACUAAUAUUUUCACCUUCAGAACUCGGAGUUUAUUAGUCAUAUAACUCCGUUAUUCACUUUUCAUCCUUUUCGUCUUCAACACUCUCCCAAUAGAUUCACAGAUCGCGAGAAAUAUCUGCAUUCUGUAAUGUCCGAAUUGUUCGAUUUGUUGCUUUCAAUUGUAUCAAUUUGAGCUUCGCUGUGGUUUCAUGGCAUCAACAAGCAAAGGACCGACCCCUCCAGAGGACGAUAAUCAGGAAGAGGCGUUUGAACAUUUUGAUGAUUUUACUUUGGCUUCUACAUGGGAAAGGUUCAUAUCUGAGAUAGAGGCAGUUUGCAGGCAAUGGUUGGCAGAUGGCCCUAGAAAUUUAUUGAAGAAGGGUGCUGUCUGCUUGGAUGCCCCUGAAGGCCUUUAUAAGGUCAAAUCUGACCUUAAGUAUGCUAGUAGAGGCUAUUUGAUGGAGUACUAUUUUGAAACAAAUAAUGAUGGAAAAAUGAGUGAUUGGACUAAUGAGUUGCAUGAUUUGCAGCUCUCCUUUGGGGUGAAAGACUUUCUGGUGAUUGCUCCACAAAGUGCAAGUGGCGUGCUUCUUGAUAGACCAGAGGCAACCAAGCUAUUAAGUGCAGUUGCUAUUGCAUUGUCGAACUGUUCCAGUUUGUGGCCCGCUUUUGUUCCAGUGCAUGAUCCAUCACGUAAAGCUUACAUAGGUAUUCAGAAUAUGGGUACACUCUUUACAAGAAGAUUCGAGGCUGACCGUAUUGGUAGUCAGGUUCCUGUGAAGCUUAUGCACUUGGAGGGAUUAUUUGAGCUAUUUGUUUCUAAAUUUGCCUUCAAUUUAGUGGACUUGUCAAUGCAUCUUUUCAAAGUGAACUUCAAGAUGAAGCUGACCUACAAAUCACUUCCCAUCGAUGAUGAGGAUGAUAUCGAAGAAAUUGAUGCUGAAGUGGGAUCUGAUGGGAGUCCCAAAAGCAACAGCCAUAGUAAAACACAGUGGGAUGAUUAUUGCCCUUGGAGUGAGUGGUACACUGCUGAGGACCCAAUAAAGGGAUUUGAAUUGCAUGCCCUAUGGUUUGAGACAACAGUUGGAAGCUCUUUGGAUAUGGCAGAGUUGGAAAAUGCUUCACCUCUUGAAGCUGAGAAGUGGUUGAUAUCUCCAAAUUUAUCUGAAGCUUUUGGUGGUAAUGGAAGAACAAUUGGAUUUGCAUCACAAUUGCGUCUUUUAGUUGCUGCAUUGGAUAAGUCAUUUGAAGCUGAAUUCAUGGAAGAUUUUGUUUCAGUUGAGAACUCGGGCUCUGAAAGUUUGAAGUCUACUGCAGUCGUACCUCCACCAACAGUCCUUGAUCGUGUGCUCAAGGAUCUCUUUAGCGAGGUUGAAGGAGAGCAACUUGGUUCCCCUGAAGGCGAGCAUAAGAGUUCUCGAGCCAUCAAAGGCGCCCCUCUUCAAUCUCUUUUUGCACAGUUCUGUCUCCAUGCUCUUUGGUUUGGAGAUUGCAAUAUCCGCGCUAUUGCUGUACUCUGGAUUGAGUUUGUGCGAGAAGUUCGUUGGUGUUGGGAAGAGUCACAACCAUUACCCAGAAUGCCAGCAGAUGGUGUAAUUGACUUAUCAACUUCUUUGGUUAAUCAGAAAUUGCACAUGCUUUCAAUUUGCAUAAAUAAGAUACAACAACAUAACCAAAGGCAUCAGAAAGACAGUCAAAACAAAGAUAUUCUUUAUGCUCAUGUCAAGGAAGGUAAUCUGGUUCAGAGUGAGAUAUAUCCUGAUGGAAUCAUGCAGGGUUCUUGUGAGGAACAAGACAGACUGCCAACUUCAGAUGGUUCAUGUGAUGCUCCCUCUGCUUUAACUUCUGAAUCUCCUGAUACUGGAAAACUUUCUAAUCAAAAGCCCUCAGAACAUAUUAGGAGGGGAUCAGCUGGUGUAGCGGGGUCUACGAUGCUUUUGAAAUCACACCAGAGCAUGCACACUCCAUACACCCAGGAUCUGCCGCUUAUGACUGAAGAUAUGCAUGAAGAACGUCUCCAAGCAGUUGAAGCUUUUAGCGAUUCUUUUAGCUUUUCUGCUCAACCGGAAAAAGAGAUUUUGUCAUCAGAUAUGUCUGCAUUUAAAGCAGCAAAUCCAGAUGCUGUAUUUGAAGAUUUCAUCCGCUGGCAUUCACCUAGAGACUGGGAGAGUGAUGAUAAUGAUGCAAUGGAAGGGUCAAAUAAAGAGUGGCCUCCUCGAGGAAGGCUUUCAGAAAGAAUGUCUGAGAAAGGAAAUGCAUGGAGAAAAAUUUGGAAUGAGGCCCCUCCUUUGCCAGCUUCUGAGCAGAAACCUCUUCUGGAUCCAAAUCGAGAAGGCGAAAAGGCUCUUCAUUAUUUGGAAACUUUGCAACCUCAUCAGUUAUUGGAACAAAUGAUUUGUACCUCUUUCAGAGCCGCAGCAGACACACUAAAUCAGGCAACUUUUGGAGCUUUGAAACCUCCUAUGGCAACCAAAAUUGACCAACUCUACCUCACCCUGGCAUCAUCCUUGAGAUGUUUCCAAAAAAAUGAUCUUUUUGUCGAUGCUGAAACUAUUGAUGACCUGAAGCGGCUUUCUUCCAUCUUCGAACAUGUGGAGAAGUUAGUCACCCUUGCUGUUUCUCUUCACCGUAAGUUCAUGCACGCCCCUCGCUUAUCUGAAGCCAUUUUCAACGACUACAUCAACUUCUACAUUCCAAAAAUGGGAACUGCCUCAGCUGGAGGUGGUGACACCAAGGAAUUCACCAAGAAACAACUGGUAAGACGACGUGAGAGAGAGAUCGUUGCAAGCAUGUUCACUCCACCCACUGCCAACCAGUCAUGGAGAAAAGUGUUGAGCAUGGGAAAUCUCCUCAACGGGCACGAACCAAUCUUAAGAGAGAUAAUAUUUUCCAAAAGCGAACAGAUAAGCGGAAGUUAUUAUGCUACCAAUACUCCCAGGAACUAUGAUCAAGAUAUAGAGACAUACAGAAUGUACAUCUGUGGAACCUCCAACGAUCUGAGCAUAGCACUUGCUGUUACCUCUUGUGACUAACUAUUCUUGUAACGAACUGUGCAAGUAUUUAGUAUAAACUCAAUGUAUACUAUACAUACUGGAAAUGGAUUUCCAGUUCAAAUUUAAUGAACAUUUCCAUGAGAUUUUUCAUGGCAGGGUGACCUGUUUGCUAA
This is a messenger RNA of Ipomoea triloba (trilobed morning glory), 3154 nucleotides long. Its product is annotated as rab3 GTPase-activating protein catalytic subunit. The coding region runs from base 198 to 3020 and encodes 940 amino acids. Gene Ontology annotation, molecular function: GTPase activator activity. The transcript has 22 exons. The record is from RefSeq and is a predicted model, not a curated record. Gene Ontology annotation, biological process: positive regulation of GTPase activity. Lineage: Eukaryota; Viridiplantae; Streptophyta; Magnoliopsida; Solanales; Convolvulaceae.